Lentinula edodes (shiitake mushroom) is the source of this 438-nucleotide messenger RNA. Its product is annotated as cerato-platanin-related secreted protein. Bases 1 to 438 code for a protein of 145 amino acids. The transcript has a single exon. Lineage: Eukaryota; Fungi; Basidiomycota; Agaricomycetes; Agaricales; Omphalotaceae. The record is from RefSeq and is a predicted model, not a curated record.
AUGAACUUCUUCACGUUCUUCGUCACUCUUGUUGUUGCUGCCUUCGCUACCCUCGUUGCGGCAGACACACUCCAGUACGACACUGCUUACGACGAUGCAAGCGCCUCGCUGAGCACUGUCGCCUGCUCUGAUGGCUCUAACGGACUCCUCACCAGAGGGUUUCCGACUUUUGGUUCGCUUCCUUCGUUCCCAAACAUCGGUGCUUUUGGUGCCGUAGAAGGAUGGAACUCGGCAAAUUGUGGAACAUGCUGGCAAGUCACGUACUCCUCCAAUGGCGUCUCCACAACUGUGAAUGUGCUUGCCGUGGAUCAUGCUGGAGAUGGCUUGAUCAAUGUUUCGGAAGAGGCCAUGAACACUUUGACGAAUGGGAAUGCUGUCGCGCUUGGGGCAGUCACAGUCACUUCGGUGCAAGUCGAUUCCUCUGCUUGCGGAUUGUGA